AUGGCGAGCUGCAGACAUUUGCGUUGCAGACAGCGCCGCCGGCGCUCAGGAUCAUAUCUACCACAUCCAACCUUCUGGAAGAGCUUGCCCAAAAUCUGGUUUACCAAGAUCGCCCUUCGAGAGCUACAGCGUCAGACAGCCAGCGACUAUCCUAGGCAUCCCCCAAGACCGCUAGAUACUUCGACCGAGAUCGUGUCACGUCUCACCCCAUCUUCUCAGAAGGAGCUUAAGCGAUUUGCACGGACCGGGGGCCCUGAUAUCAGCGAUAUUCGAGAUUACCCCCUUCCUCCAACCCGCGACGCCCACUCCACAACGCCCCCGACACACACUGAAGAGGACAUCGGCCCAGAGGCUUCAACAUCCCCAUCUACAGAUAUGCGGACUUGGAACGAGAAUUCCCGCAGUGGCAGUCUCAGCACCAUCUCAGUGGUGUCCCUCACUGGCGAAAAAAUAUCAGUGAGGACUUCCAGCAGCAGGGGGACCGCCAAACUAAGAAACUCUGAGAAGGAGACCCUUCACAAAACCGUCAAAAAGACAAUCAAAAAGAAAUCUCAGCGCCGACGCCGACAGGGCGCCGGAAAGAACACCACUGCCUAUGACAAAAACUUUGAAGAAUUUUUGAUGGCCACCGGCAUCUAUCUUGCUGAUGUUCCCGAUGCUGAUGGUGAAUGGCCUGCACCGCCGAGGAAUAUCAAAGAGAUCAGAGAACACCUUGCACGGAGCCGGCCAACCCUUCCAGCUUCAAACUUGGAAACCCUCUUUAACAGGUUUCGAAGCGAGCGUACACGAGCUCUAUGCGAACAGGAUGUCCUAUAUAAUCUCCUUCCCCUGAUAGAAGGUCCGGACUCUGCACAGCGCGCCUCUACCGAAUAG
Molecule: messenger RNA, 873 nt
Organism: Aspergillus calidoustus
Lineage: Eukaryota; Fungi; Ascomycota; Eurotiomycetes; Eurotiales; Aspergillaceae
Source: the annotation of a GenBank genome assembly